GAUUGAAACGCAUUCUCGUCAGUGUUUUCAUCUUGGUAACAUUGUUCCAAUUCACGUUUCGCCAACAUGACUGGUCGUGGUAAGGGAGGAAAAGGAUUGGGUAAAGGAGGCGCCAAGCGUCAUCGUAAAGUUCUUCGUGAUAACAUCCAAGGUAUCACUAAGCCGGCCAUCCGUCGUCUGGCUCGUCGUGGUGGAGUCAAGCGUAUCUCUGGGCUUAUCUACGAAGAGACUCGUGGUGUUCUCAAGGUCUUCCUCGAGAACGUCAUUCGUGAUGCCGUCACGUACACUGAACACGCCAAAAGAAAGACAGUCACUGCUAUGGAUGUUGUUUACGCAUUGAAACGUCAAGGACGCACUCUCUACGGUUUCGGAGGUUAAAUUCAUAUUCACUCUUCAAAAAAUAAACCAAACGGCCCUUUUCAGAGCCACCAAAUUUUUCAGACGA
Messenger RNA from Cotesia glomerata, 445 nucleotides. RefSeq names its product histone H4. The coding region runs from base 67 to 378 and encodes 103 amino acids. The transcript has a single exon. Gene Ontology annotation, biological process: nucleosome assembly. Lineage: Eukaryota; Metazoa; Arthropoda; Insecta; Hymenoptera; Braconidae. Gene Ontology annotation, cellular component: nucleosome. Gene Ontology annotation, molecular function: protein heterodimerization activity; structural constituent of chromatin; DNA binding. The record is from RefSeq and is a predicted model, not a curated record.